This is a messenger RNA of Pseudogymnoascus verrucosus, 2085 nucleotides long. RefSeq lists its product as uncharacterized. Gene Ontology annotation, molecular function: GTPase activity. The record is from RefSeq and is a predicted model, not a curated record. Lineage: Eukaryota; Fungi; Ascomycota; Leotiomycetes; Thelebolales; Thelebolaceae. Gene Ontology annotation, cellular component: cytoplasm. The transcript is spliced from 3 exons. The coding region runs from base 159 to 1223 and encodes 354 amino acids.
CCACAGGAUGACGAUUCGGAACAAUUUCAAACCAAGAACAUAAACAUACAAACAUAUGCGAAUUUUUCAAUACUAUAUUCUAGAGUCACCGCAGAUUCUUUGAAUAAUACCCAGAUUAAAGUCAAACAAGCCAGGGGGUUGCCUGAUAGAAGCCCGUCAUGCCGUUCGCACAGCUUGUUGUAGGCACAGCUGGUGCAGGCAAAUCUACAUACUGUGAUGGCAUGCAACAGUUCAUGUCUGCCAUCGGGCGCAAAUGUUCGGUCGUCAACCUCGACCCCGCCAACGAGCACACAAACUACACAGCAGCCCUCGACGUUCGCGAAAUAGUCCGUCUCGAAGACAUAAUGCGCGACGAUGAGUUAGGCCCCAACGGCGGUAUACUUUAUGCUAUGGAGGAAUUAGAACACAACGUCGAGUGGCUGGAGGAGGGCCUCAAGAGCUUAGGGGAGGACUAUGUAAUUUUUGACUGCCCGGGGCAAGCGGAGCUCUUCACACAUCACUCAUCAUUACGAAAUAUAUUCUUCCACAUACAGAAGAUGGGAUACAGGUUGGUUGUUAUGAAUCUCACAGAUUCUUAUUGCCUCACCCUACCAUCACUAUACAUCUCGAAUCUCAUCCUCAGUCUCCGCGCCAUGCUCCAGAUGGAUUUGCCACACCUCAACGUCCUCACCAAGAUCGAUAAGCUUUCCUCGUAUGACCCAUUACCCUUCAACCUCGACUUUUACACCGAAGUCCAAGACCUGAGCUACCUCCUCCCGCACCUCGAAGCCGAGUCAUCCGUAAUGAAGGGUUCCAAAUUCGCCGGCCUAAACUCGGCCAUCGUCAACCUCGUCGAGAGCUUCGGGUUGGUCGGAUACGAGACGUUGGCGGUGGAGGAUAAGCGCAGCAUGAUGCACCUCCUACAAAUGAUUGAUCGAGCAGGCGGAUACGUCUUUGGCGGGGCGGAGGGCGCAAACGAUACGGUAUGGCAAGUUGCCAUGCGCGAGGGAUUGACGACCAUGGAUAUAAAAGACGUCCAGGAGCGCUGGGUAGAUGCGAAAGACGAGUUUGACGAGAGGGAUAGGAAGGAGCAAGAAGCGCAGGAUGAAGCUGAGAGGGCGAAGGCCGAGGCUGCCCAGAAGCUCGAGGCGCAUAUGGGAGACGAUGAGGUGGACGAGGACUUUGGCGACAUGUCGUUACCUCCGGGUGGUAGUGGGAUUAAAGUUGUUAGAAAGAAUAAAUGAUGUCCCAUCAACCGUCAUCAGUGCUGCUGUAGUCUGCAGGGUCGUCGUCACUCGCAUCGAGCAUUAACACUUCCGAGUCGGCAGCUACCGGCCUAUUAUCUUUCGGCUUCCCAAGGAUACUCUCUAACGUCGCUGCGCUCUGGUCGCCAAGCGCCCGCUUCGCUCUGAGAAUCAUUUCGCGCGCCCGGCGAAUAGCUUCUUCCUCAGCCUUGCGGAUUGUGCCGCUGACCCUGAUAACACGGUAUACGCAUUUCUUGCCAUCCUUGACCGGAACCGUAUUCAUCAUCGACAGGGCCGCCCAAGCAAUUCUGUAAUGCGCCCUUGUAACUCGUAUAAUAAACGUCGAAGUGGCCGGCGACAAAUAUUUAACUGCUCGCCGUUAGAAAUGCGCAUGAGUCUGUGAAACUGGAGGGCUAAUCUCACCCAUCAAACUUCCUGCUAUCGCUCCAGAGCCAUAGUCUCCGAAUAGUUCGAGUACCGCUUCUCGAAUUGCUUUUAUGAGAAGCUGCGGCGUGAGGUCGUCGGUCGUGGGCUGGUUGAAGGCGACGACGUCGGGUACUUUUGACGAUGGUAAGGCUGUGGCCUCGGGAUAGAGAAUGUUUACCAAGAGGUAUCUAUUCUUUAGCCUAACCAUAUUUACUAGAAAGGUUGGAUCGCCAACCCUGAAUCUUCGUGACGGGUUCUACUGAGAGAUGCUGUGGAUGUCGUCUGGAAAGCCAAUUGUGCUCUGCCAAGAAGUUUAUUCUUAGCGCGCUGUCAGCCUUGCAGAUCCACGUUCGUCAUCAAGGGCCAGGGUAGUUUACAAAAUAUAGUUCUGUAACUAUUUUAUUUCUAUAGUUUCUGAGAAUAACUUUGAAAUGUG